AUGAGUGAAAGCGCCAAGGAAAUAAGCAUUCAGCGUAAAACAAAGAAACUAGCUACAAACAGGCUGGCAGCACUUAAAAAAGUUAAGUAUGACGAGAGAAAGUACCAGACUCCUAUAAUCACCCGAUCUUAUGGGGUUGAACCAGCGCCUCCCAUGGUUGUUGUAUUUGGGCCUCCCUCUUCGGGAAAGACUCUUUUCAUGAACUCAAUUGUCCGGUGCUAUACAAAGCAAAAAAUACAAAAAAUUAAUGGAAUUGUUACUUUAAUGGCCGCUAAGUCAAAACGGCUGAGCUUCUAUGAGUGCCCAGCAGAUCUUCCUACAAUGGCAGACACCUCUAAAGUGGCUGAUCUGGUGAUCCUAAUUAUUGAUGCUGUGGUUGGCCUGGAAAUAGAAACAUUUGAAAUGCUUAAUCUGCUAAGGACGCAUGGGUUUCCUAAAAUCAUGUGUGUUGUUACAAAGGUGGAUAUGAUAGAAGGCGGCGUGUCAAAACAGAGAUCAGUUGUUAAAAAGAUGAAAAAGCGCCUGUGGACUGAAGUUUGCAAUGGAAUAAAGGUCAUUCCAAUGUCCAAGGUUGUUGGAGGUCGAUAUUUGGACCGGGAUAUUAUUAAGGCAUCUCGGUAUAUAACACAAAUGAAAUAUAGGCCUUUUAUGUGGCGAUCUACACACCCAUAUAUUGUGGCAGACCAAUUAUUAGAGGAAGAAAGCAAAGGAGACCUAAAUAUAAGUGUUCCUAGUGGUAUGAAACUAUUCUCGCUCACUGGGUACGUGCGGGGAGGAAUUGCACUAAAAAGAAGCGCUGUAUUCCAUCUUCCUGGAAUCGGCGACUAUUCAGCAGAAAGCAUAACUGUUGUAAACGAUCCAUGUCCUUUAACAAAUGAACAAAAGAAAAAGCUAAGCGAAAGAAAAAAGCCGCUAUACGCGCCCACUAGUGAUAUUAGAGGAAUGCUUGUAGAGCAAGAUGCGGUGUAUUUGGACAUAAAGCAGCCAAAGGGCGAUCAGCCAGCUCCUGUUUAUACGAAUGAGGUGGCAGAAAAGCCCUUUUCUCUCUUUUCAGAGCCAGACAAAAAACUUAUGCUUGAGUCAGAAGUUCAAGAGGUUUCUCCAGAUAUGGCUAUAAACAAGGGCCUUUCCAAUGCAUCAGAAGAGCUAGAGAAUAUUAGUCCGGAGGAUGUGAUGCCAGAUAAUUGCAUGACAGAUAGCGAAGACUCGCUAGAAGAAGAGAUUCGCCAGAACAACACGCAGCAAGCUAGCACACCUGCUGCCGAUGUAUUCUCAAUUGAGCAUAUUUCUGAUACCGAAAGCGAUGAAAUGACUGAAGAGGCAGUGAAAAUGAUGUUUAAAACCAAACAGGAGGUAGAAGAAGAUUAUAUUGAACGUUUUAAUGACAAGUAUAUUGAAGAGGUAAAAGAUAAAAGAGAUAUAUUUACUCAAGAAAAAGAAAAGGUAAAAGAUGCAGAGCUUGCAACACAAGGCCUAUUAGACAGACACUCUGCAGAGUCAAAAGAGCAUCUGGAGGGAAUUGCUCCUGGCAGGUAUGUAAAGCUUAUGAUUGUGCUUCCAAUGGCUGUUUCCAACACGUAUACUCCAGAGAAUAUAUUUAUUCUGGGAGCAAACAAGGAGGAAGAGCUUUCCAUGACAUUUAUCCAGGGAAGAGUCAAAAGACAUAAGUGGUUUAAAAAGACGUUAAAAACAAAAGAAGCCCACUACAUCUCGAUGGGCUGGAGAAGAUUCCAGACCACACCUAUUUUUUCUUUAAAGGAUGCAAUUAGGAAUCGAAUACUAAAGUAUAUACCUGACAGUAUGACAUGCAAUGUAACCUUCUAUGCGCCAACGCAUCCCCCUGGCACUAGCUUUACCAUUCUUAGGAAAUUUAACAAAGACAAAAACUUUAGAAUUGCUGCAAAUGGGGUGCAGUGUGAAAUUGGCGGGCAUCCUCGUAUUAUGAAAAAGCUAAAGCUCAUUGGGUACCCGUCUGAAAUCAAAGGGCACACUGUCUUUGUGAAGGAUAUGUUCCACACACAAGAAGAAGCUGCGCGGUAUGAAGGCGCUAUGCUGAAAACAGUAAGCGGUCUGCGUGGGCAAAUAAAGAAGGCGGGAAAAAACGGAGUGUUCCGAGCAUCGUUUGAGGGAGUUAUUAAAAUGAGUGAAAUUAUAUUCCUUCCAUGCUUCUUCCCAAUCACACCCUCAAAGGUAUACCUAAAUGCAGAAAACUUUGCAGAUGCAGGAGAAAUAAAGCUUCUGAAGGAGAUAAGAGAUGCAAAGGGGAUGCAGCUAGAGGCCAAAUCAGACAGCGUGUAUAGAGAGAUUGAAGAGCCUAAAGCAAAUCGAACAGCUCCCAUUCCAAAAUCUGUGCUGUCUAAGGCCCCUCUUUCUAUGCUUAAAAAGGAUGAAGAGAAGGAGGAAAUGGUGGGAUCAGAAGAAACUAUCCACAAGCUCAAGCUUCUACGAACUCUCUCCUUUAAGGUUGAAAAAAUGAAAGAGGAGAAGCAGAAGGCAAGAGAGGAUAGAAUCAAUGAAAUCAUAAAGAGCCGAGAAGAAAAGAGAAAGGUAUACACAACCAAAAUGAAAACAGAAGCAAUGAUUAAUCGAACCAUGCCAAAUAAAAAGCAUAAAACCAGCAAAACAAAAGAUAAAAGACAGAAAAAAUCGCCAAAGUAGACACAACAUGAAGUAUUAUUAACCAAA
Molecule: messenger RNA, 2685 nt
Organism: Nematocida parisii ERTm1
Lineage: Eukaryota; Fungi; Microsporidia
Exons: 1
Coding region: 1-2658 (885 amino acids)
Biological process (GO): endonucleolytic cleavage of tricistronic rRNA transcript (SSU-rRNA, 5.8S rRNA, LSU-rRNA); ribosome biogenesis; maturation of SSU-rRNA from tricistronic rRNA transcript (SSU-rRNA, 5.8S rRNA, LSU-rRNA)
Cellular component (GO): 90S preribosome; nucleus
Molecular function (GO): GTPase activity; GTP binding; U3 snoRNA binding
Source: RefSeq, a predicted model, not a curated record